Molecule: messenger RNA, 2145 nt
Organism: Hippocampus comes (tiger tail seahorse)
Lineage: Eukaryota; Metazoa; Chordata; Actinopteri; Syngnathiformes; Syngnathidae
Gene: fut8b
Product: fucosyltransferase 8b (alpha (1,6) fucosyltransferase)
Exons: 9
Coding region: 373-2097 (574 amino acids)
Biological process (GO): protein N-linked glycosylation
Cellular component (GO): Golgi cisterna membrane
Molecular function (GO): protein binding; glycoprotein 6-alpha-L-fucosyltransferase activity
Source: RefSeq, a predicted model, not a curated record
GGCACAACUUCAAUAAAAGAUUCCGAAGGGACUUGAAGGAGUUGGCGAGCCAGCCGGGGAAAGGUUGGCCAACGCCGAGCCGGGCGGAGAGGGCGGCAGUCGGGCCACCGUCAGGCAGACAUCUGAAAAUGCUCACCAUGCUGUAGCGAAAGGAGACAACGCUGGCUCACAGCCUGGAGAGCACCCCGAACCUUUUUUUAACAUCCCAGAAAUCCUUCCUCUUGUCUACCGUCUGUCCAAAAAUGCCAGUGCUAAAGUUGGCACUGCGUUACAUGUGGUGACAGGACACUAGUGGGACCGUCAGGUUGCCCAGCGGGUCGUUUGGGGUACGAGCACAUCAAGGAGGCAAUUUCGGGCGGGCGUGGUCACACCAUGCGACCCUGGGCGGGUUCAUGGCGUUGGAUCACCCUGGUGCUGUUGGCCUGGGGGACGCUACUAUUCUACAUCGGCGGCCAUUUGGUGAGGGACAGCGAGCACCCGGAGCGCUCCAGCCGAGAGCUCUCCAAGAUCCUGGCCAAGUUGGAGCGGCUCAAGCAGCAGAACGAAGACCUGCGGCGUAUGGCUGAAUCGCUCAGGAUACCAGAGGGUCAGGCCGACGUGGGCUCGCUGGCCGCGGGGAGGCUGCGCUCGCUGGAGGACCAGCUCACCCGAGCCAAGCAGAAGAUCCACACCUUUCAGAAACUGACAGGCGAUGGUAAGCCUUCCUCUGAUGAGUUGGCAGGCAGUCGAACCUCAAAAUAUGAAAGGGCUUACUUUUUAAAAAAAAAAAAAAAAAACGAGAGGCAGAAAUACGCCGAAACUCUCCUGACCGAUUUGGGGAACCAGCAAAGGUCCAUCAUGGCAGACCUGUACUACCUCAGCCAAGCAGAUGGAGUGGGUGAGUGGCGGAUGAAGGAGGCCAAAGACCUGUCGGAUCUGGUCCAGAACAGAAUCACCUACUUGCAGAACCCGCCGGACUGCGGUAAGGCCAGGAAGCUGGUGUGCAACAUUAAUAAGGGCUGCGGCUACGGCUGCCAGCUCCAUCACGUCGUCUACUGCUUCAUGAUCGCGUACGGCACCCAGCGGACGCUCAUUCUGGAGUCCCACAACUGGCGCUACGCCCCCAGUGGCUGGGAGAGUGUCUUCCUUCCUGUCAGUAACAGUUGCACCGACCGCUCGGGCGCCACCACCGGACACUGGUCAGGGGAGGCCCACGAUAAGGACGUCCAGGUUGUGGAGUUGCCCAUCGUGGACAGUCUUCACCCUCGCCCCCCCUACCUGCCUUUGGCCAUUCCCGAGGACCUGGCGCCGCGUCUGCACCGCCUGCACGGUGACCCCUCCGUCUGGUGGGUGUCCCAGUUUGUCAAGUAUCUGGUGCGGCCUCAGGCCUGGCUCGAGAAGGAGAUCCAGCAGACCACUGCGAAACUGGGCUUCAAACACCCCAUCAUUGGCGUCCAUGUGAGGAGGACGGACAAAGUGGGCACGGAGGCAGCCUUCCACCCCAUCGAGGAGUACAUGUUGCACGUGGAGGAGCAGUUCCAACAUCUGGGCCGCCAUGUCCACGUGGACAAGAAACGAGUCUACCUCGCCACGGACGACCCCUCCUUACUGCAGGAAGCCAAAACUAAGUAUCCUGACUAUGAGUUCAUCAGUGACAACUCCAUCUCGUGGUCUGCGGGCCUUCACAACCGCUACACUGAGAACUCUCUGAGAGGGGUCAUCCUGGACAUUCACUUCCUUUCCCAGACGGACUUCUUGGUGUGCACCUUCUCCUCCCAGGUGUGCCGCGUGGCCUACGAGAUCAUGCAGACCCUCCAUCCGGACGCGUCGUCUUUCUUCUACUCGCUGGACGACAUCUACUACUUCGGAGGCCAGAACGCCCACAACCAGAUCGCCGUGUACCCCCACCAGCCGCGCAACGGCGAGGACAUCCCGCUGGAGCCCGGCGACGUGAUCGGCGUGGCCGGCAACCACUGGGACGGAUACUCCAAGGGCAUCAACCGCAAACUGGGCCGCACCGGCCUCUACCCUUCCUACAAGGUCAAAGAGAAGAUCGAGACGGUCAAGUACCCCACGUACCCCGAGGCCGACAAACUGCUUGAGUCUCACAAGAAAUGAAAGGGUGGAGGGGGGGAAAAGAGUAUCAAAAUACAAAAAAAAAAAAAA